GCCGGGAGCCGCGAAGGAGGGCAGUGACGGGCACGGCUCGGCGCCCGCACCGCCCUCGCCCGAGGGAAGCGCGGGCAGGACCCCGUCCCCGCUCAUUUCUCCGUCUGGACCGCGCCCCGGAGAGAUAUGCUCAGUCCAAACCGCCUGGAAGCGUCUCCUGGGAUUGCCGUGGCCCCCGGGCGUGCGGAGUGCGGAGCGUUCCCUCGGACGGCGGGUGCGGCCCCGCGGAUUUGCCUGCCCUUCGUGCUCAUCCUGCUCGCCCUGACGCCCCGCGCCGACUCCUCGUGGUGGUACAUCGGGGCGCUGGGGGCGAGGGUGAUCUGUGACAACAUCCCAGGGCUGGUGAACAAGCAGAGGCAGCUGUGCCAGAGGUACCCCGACAUCAUGCAGUCCGUCGGGGAGGGAGCCAAGGAGUGGAUCCGUGAGUGCCAGUAUCAGUUCCGUCACCACCGCUGGAACUGCAGCACCCUGGACCGGGACCACACCGUCUUCGGGAGGGUGAUGCUGCGAAGCAGCAGGGAGGCCGCCUUUGUCUACGCCAUCUCCUCGGCAGGGGUGGUUUAUGCCAUCACACGUGCCUGCAGCCAAGGGGAGCUGAAGGCCUGCGGCUGUGACCCGCUGAAGCGCGGUCGUGCCAAGGAUGAGCGCGGGGAGUUCGACUGGGGUGGCUGCAGUGACAACAUCAACUAUGGCAUCCGUUUCGCCAAAGCCUUCGUGGAUGCCAAGGAGAAGAAAGUGAAGGACGCGCGGGCGCUGAUGAACCUGCACAACAACCGCUGCGGCAGGAUGGCUGUGAAGCGCUUCCUGAAGCUGGAGUGCAAAUGCCAUGGGGUCAGUGGCUCCUGCACGCUAAGGACUUGUUGGCUGGCUAUGUCGGAUUUCCGGAAAACAGGGGAUUACCUGCGGAAGAAAUACAAUGGGGCCAUCCAGGUGAUCAUGAACCAGGAUGGUACCGGCUUCACCGUGGCCAACAAGAACUUCAGGAAGCCCACAAAGACAGACCUUGUGUAUUUUGAGAACUCACCCGACUACUGCGUGAUGGACAAGUCAGCAGGCUCACUGGGCACCGCAGGGCGCGUGUGCAACAAGAUCUCCCGUGGCACCGAUGGCUGCGAGGUGAUGUGCUGCGGGAGGGGCUACGACACCACCCGUGUCACCCGCGUCACCAAGUGCGAGUGCAAGUUCCACUGGUGCUGCGCUGUGCGCUGCAAGGAGUGCGAGGACACUGUGGAUGUGCACACGUGUAAAGCGCCCAAAAGGGCCGAGUGGUUGGACCAGACCUGAGGAGACGAGUGGCAGAACCUGGCUGUAAAACCCCCCCCCCCCCCCCCCGAACCUUUUCCAGUUUUAAACACCUGUGCCCUGUGGGCCGCCGCUUUCUGGGAGCUGUAGUUUGACUGCAUGGCUUUUAUUUAAUUAAUUAACUCUGCAAAGCACUACGAAAGGACUACAUUUCCCAGGAGGUGCUGUGGACCCUUCUAUUUGCUCAGCAAAACAGAACCCCGUUCCCAGGAGGCAGCCAACCUCGCUUCAACUGUGAAACUUCUGCUGCCGUCGUUCCCUUCGCGGAGGGACAGUGCAACUGACACAGACUGAGAGGACUGACAUUGGGAUGCAGUGAUGGAGCAACGCUGCCUCUUCCCAACUUUACAUUGAAGUUUCACCAGCAAAAAGAAAAACAAAAAAACAACCCAAAAAAACAACUGUUUCUGAAUAAUAAACUCUCGCAGACAGCAUUCUUGCUUUUACCUUUCUGCAAGGCCAGAGGAAGGGUGUUGCAAAGUCUUCAGAAAGCUCCGUAUCUCCGUGCUUCCCUCGAGCAGCCCUGGCACGCUGUCCCCACUGCACUACUGACACUCGCUGAGCAACUUCUGCAGAGUCUUUUCCCUGUGUCCCAGCGAAGAUGACAAGCAGAGUUGUGAACUGUCAGCUGAAGCCUGAACGACUGCAAAAAGACAAAGGCUACAGAAGAAGGCCGUAGAAGUUUGCAGACAAAGCGUUAGAGAAAGCAAACGAGAUCUGUGAACUUACUGGUAGGUUUGGAAGUUGACGGAUACAAGAGCAUCUCUCUGUAAAACUCACUUGUAUGUGGUGUAUACUGCUUAUUAUUUUAAGUCAAAAUUCAUUAUAAACCUAUAUCAGAAAA
This is a messenger RNA of Tympanuchus pallidicinctus (lesser prairie-chicken), 2146 nucleotides long. RefSeq names its product Wnt family member 2B (gene WNT2B). Lineage: Eukaryota; Metazoa; Chordata; Aves; Galliformes; Phasianidae. The transcript has 5 exons. The record is from RefSeq and is a predicted model, not a curated record. Gene Ontology annotation, biological process: neuron differentiation; canonical Wnt signaling pathway; multicellular organism development. Gene Ontology annotation, cellular component: extracellular region. Gene Ontology annotation, molecular function: frizzled binding; cytokine activity. Bases 127 to 1284 code for a protein of 385 amino acids.